Entrophospora sp. SA101 is the source of this 1938-nucleotide messenger RNA. The record is from the annotation of a GenBank genome assembly. NCBI's taxonomy places the organism in Eukaryota, Fungi, Glomeromycota, Glomeromycetes, Entrophosporales, Entrophosporaceae.
AUGAUCAAAGUAACUCCAUUAGGUGCAGGUCAAGAUGUUGGUAGAAGUUGUAUAAUAAUAAAUAUAGGAGAUGAACGUACUGGAAUAAAAACCAUAAUGUUCGAUUGUGGUAUGCAUAUGGGUUUUAAUGACCAAAGAAGGUUUCCUGAUUUUUCAGAAAUUUCUAAAACUAAUAGAUUCACUGAAGAAUUGGAUUGUGUUAUAAUUAGCCAUUUUCAUUUAGAUCAUUGCGGAGCACUUCCAUAUUUUACAGAGAUGUGUGGUUAUGAUGGACCAAUUAUAAUGACAUAUCCAACAAAGGCAAUAUGUCCUAUAUUACUUGAAGAUUAUAGAAAAAUAACAGUGGAACGAAAGGGGGAAACCAAUUUUUUUACUUCAGAAAUGAUCAAAGAUUGUAUGAAGAAAGUCACAGCAGUAAAUCUUCAUCAAACAAUAAAAGUCAAUGGCGAUGAUGAUUUAGAAAUUAAAGCAUACUAUGCAGGUCAUGUGUUAGGAGCAGCAAUGUUUUAUGUUAAAGUUGGAUCACAUUCAGUAGUCUACACUGGUGAUUAUAACAUGACACCAGAUCGCCAUCUUGGUGCAGCAUGGAUUGAUAAAUUACGACCAGAUUUAUUGAUAAGUGAGUCAACAUAUGCCACAACCAUACGUGAUUCAAAGAGAACUCGUGAACGUGACUUUUUAAAAAAAGUACAUGAUUGUGUCUCGCAAGGUGGCAAAGUCCUAAUACCAGUGUUUGCUCUUGGCCGUGCACAAGAACUUUGUAUUUUGAUAGAGACUUAUUGGGAAAGAAAUAAUCUUGAUGUCCCAGUAUAUUUUUCAGCCGGGAUGACUGAAAAAGCCAAUGAUUACUAUAAACUUUUUAUAAACUGGACCAAUGAAAAAAUAAAAAACACAUUUGUUCAUAGGAAUAUGUUUGAUUUUAAAUAUAUUAAGCCAUGGGACAGGCAAUACACAGAAUUACCAGGUCCAGCAGUAUUAUUUGCAACACCUGGCAUGUUACAUAUAGGCACAUCAUUGGAAGUAUUUAAAAAAUGGGCAAAUAAUCCUAAAAAUAUGGUAAUUAUGCCUGGAUAUUGUGUUGCAGGAACUGUGGGCGCAAAAGUUCUUAAUGGUGACAAAGAGGUACAAGUUGAUGCGAACACCAAGAUACAAGUCAACCUACAAGUGAAAAAUUUGUCAUUUAGUGCACAUGCAGAUGCAAAAGGAAUUAUGCAAUUGAUCAAACAGUGCGAUCCAAAAAAUGUGAUAUUGGUUCAUGGAGAAAAGGCUAAAAUGGAAUAUUUACAAGAUAAAAUCAUUCGUGAAUGUAAUAUAUCUUGUUUUUCACCUGCAAACCAUGAACGAUUAACAAUUACAACUCCACUUGUUACACCAAUAAACAUUUCUAUUGAUUUACUUAAACGUCAUAUGGUUUCACAGAAACUUUCAUCAAAUAUUCAUAGCAGUAAUGGUGAUGGAAAUGAUAUUGACAUAUCAAAAAUAAAACCGGUGGAUGGUACUAUGAUUCAAGGUGUUCUUACAAUUGAACCAAAUAAAAUACCAAGGUUGAUGGAUGCAGAUGAGGCCAUUCGUGAUGUGCAUCUACCUUUGCUUGACUUAUCUUUUGAUUUUUUGAAACAGUUUGAUCCUAAAAAAAUGGAUCAGAAAAAAACAUCAUCACCAUCUAUACUUUCAGAAGAUAAUGAUGUUCGUAUUCAUGCAUUAAAUCAUGUAUAUAAUGCUAUAGAACAAGCUAAAAAUAAAGCACUGCCUGGUACUACAGUCAUAUUUAAAGAUCAAACACAAAUAAAAAUCAGAAGUAUGGUAAUCAGUAUACCUGGAUCUUCAGAAGGUAGCUUAAUCCACUCUUUAAAAAUUUCAUGGAAUUAUUGUGAUGAUAAUUUGGCAAAUUAUCUUAUGGGUAUAAUAGAUGAUACUCUUCCUGAUGUUGAUGAUUAA